CUCUCUCUGCCCGGCAGACGGUGGGCAAGAGCAGCAAGAUGCUGCAGCACAUCGACUACCGCAUGCGGUGCAUCCUGCAGGACGGGCGCGUCUUCAUCGGCACCUUCAAGGCCUUCGACAAGCACAUGAACCUCAUCCUCUGCGACUGCGACGAGUUCCGCAAGAUCAAGCCAAAGAACUCCAAGCAGCCCGAACGAGAGGAGAAGCGUGUCCUGGGCCUGGUGUUAUUGCGAGGAGAGAACCUGGUGUCCAUGACUGUGGAAGGGCCACCCCCUAAAGAUACUGGCAUUGCCCGUGUGCCACUAGCAGGUGCAGCAGGGGGACCUGGUGUCGGCAGAGCGGCUGGGAGAGGAGUGCCAGCUGGGGCCCCCAUGCCUCAGGCACCAGCUGGUUUGGCCGGCCCUGUCCGUGGAGUCGGGGGACCAUCCCAACAGGUGAUGACCCCUCAGAGUCGAGGGACGGUUGCAGCAGCGGCAGCCGCUGCCACUGCCAGCAUUGCAGGAGCCCCUACGCAGUAUGCACCCGGCCGUGGAGGCCCGCCCCCUCCCAUGGGCAGGGGGACCCCUCCUCCUGGAAUGAUGGGACCCCCGCCCGGCAUGAGACCUCCCAUGGGCCCACCAAUGGGCAUGCCACCUGGCCGAGGCUCACCAAUGGGCAUGCCUCCCCCUGGCAUGAGACCGCCUCCCCCUGGCAUGAGAGGCCCCCCUCCGCCCGGCAUGCGCCCCCCCAGGCCCUGAGGCCAACUGCAACAGGAGUGGAAUCUGCACCAGCUGGAGUUGGGGGGGGGAGAGGGGGUGUGGGGAGGGAGGGUUGUCUGUGUACACAAUUUCAGUUGACUGUUAUGACCUUUUUAAUAAAAGUUAGGAAGUUUUCCUUUA
Heteronotia binoei (common prickly gecko) is the source of this 878-nucleotide messenger RNA. RefSeq names its product small nuclear ribonucleoprotein-associated protein B'. Gene Ontology annotation, biological process: mRNA splicing, via spliceosome. Gene Ontology annotation, cellular component: U4/U6 x U5 tri-snRNP complex; U1 snRNP; U2-type prespliceosome. Lineage: Eukaryota; Metazoa; Chordata; Lepidosauria; Squamata; Gekkonidae. The record is from RefSeq and is a predicted model, not a curated record. Bases 39 to 737 code for a protein of 232 amino acids. Gene Ontology annotation, molecular function: RNA binding. The transcript is spliced from 6 exons.